This is a messenger RNA of Histoplasma mississippiense, 192 nucleotides long. RefSeq lists its product with no specific name. Bases 1 to 192 code for a protein of 63 amino acids. NCBI's taxonomy places the organism in Eukaryota, Fungi, Ascomycota, Eurotiomycetes, Onygenales, Ajellomycetaceae. The transcript is spliced from 4 exons. The record is from RefSeq and is a predicted model, not a curated record.
AUGGCCACCAAGAAAGAUAUGCGGAGACCGGAGCUCGUUGUUCCAUAUGUUGAGCCGCCGGCGAAAGCGUCAGAGGCUUCGGAUAUGAGCAGCACGAUGUCGAACACGAUGCCCAUGGCUGCUGAUGAUUGCCUGGUAUGCUUAUUCCAGCUUGUUACAUUGAAGGCAUGGGAAUCGCAUCGCGCUGAUUAA